Messenger RNA from Boleophthalmus pectinirostris (great blue-spotted mudskipper), 2995 nucleotides. RefSeq names its product CCR4-NOT transcription complex, subunit 7 (gene cnot7). The transcript is spliced from 7 exons. NCBI's taxonomy places the organism in Eukaryota, Metazoa, Chordata, Actinopteri, Gobiiformes, Gobiidae. The coding region runs from base 179 to 1039 and encodes 286 amino acids. The record is from RefSeq and is a predicted model, not a curated record. Gene Ontology annotation, cellular component: P-body; CCR4-NOT core complex; CCR4-NOT complex. Gene Ontology annotation, molecular function: nucleic acid binding; poly(A)-specific ribonuclease activity.
GGCGUAGUGUUGUAGGCUAAACGAUGAUGGCAGCCGUGGGUUGACACCGAUGCAUUUCAGAAUAUAAACUAUUUAAAAGUUGGCGGAAAGCCCCCGACACUGUAACGUGGAGACACCUGAAGUUUUAACAUUGUAACUGCUUCAAUCACACACUCGCUGGUCCGGGGAACGUGGCACUAUGCCCGCAGCUACUGUGGAUCACAGCCAAAGAAUAUGUGAGGUUUGGGCCAAUAACCUGGAGGAGGAGCUGAAGAGGAUCAGACAUGUCAUCCGUAAAUACAACUAUAUCGCUAUGGACACAGAGUUUCCCGGGGUGGUUGCGAGGCCAAUUGGAGAGUUCAGGAGUAACGCAGACUAUCAGUAUCAGUUGCUGCGCUGUAAUGUGGACCUUCUUAAGAUUAUCCAACUCGGACUCACGUUUAUGAAUGAACAGGGCGAAUAUCCACCGGGAACAUCAACAUGGCAGUUUAAUUUUAAGUUCAACCUCACAGAGGAUAUGUACGCGCAGGACUCGAUCGAGCUCCUCACUACUUCAGGGAUUCAGUUUAAGAAACACGAGGAUGAGGGCAUAGAGACACUGUACUUCGCUGAGCUGCUCAUGACAUCUGGGGUCGUGCUGUGCGACGGGGUCAAGUGGCUGUCCUUUCACAGUGGGUAUGAUUUUGGGUACCUGAUAAAGAUCCUGUCCAAUGCAAACCUGCCUGAGGAGGAGGUGGACUUCUUUGAGAUCCUGCGUUUGUAUUUCCCAGUGAUCUACGAUGUCAAGUAUCUCAUGAAAAGCUGUAAAAACCUGAAGGGAGGUUUGCAGGAGGUGGCGGAGCAGUUGGAGCUGGAGAGGAUUGGACCCCAGCAUCAGGCUGGCUCUGACUCUUUACUCACAGGAAUGGCUUUCUUUAAGAUGAGAGAGAUGUUCUUUGAGGAUCAUAUUGAUGACGCUAAGUACUGUGGUCACUUGUACGGGCUCAGCUCUGGCUCCGCCUACGUCCAGAAUGGGACAGGAAAUGCCUACGAAGAGGAAGCCAACAAGCAGCAAUCGUGACCCCCUCCCCCCCUCCUAAUCUCUCCAUCCUCCAUUGUCAUGACAACAAUCAACGCCGAGCCCAAAAUGUGACAUAGGAAAAAAAAAAAACAUCCAUGGGUCUUUUAGCCAGCUGUUGAAGUGAAUUUAAGGUCAAAAUUUGGGUUAAAAAGAAUUGAAAUUUGUCAACCCAUAGACAGCCUGUACAUGGGAGUCUGCUAGUCUUUGAUUCCUACGACGCAGCUUAGAUGGUCUGGUUGGUUCAGUUCAAUUUGCUUGGGGGAUAAAAAAGAUGGGGAUUUUAGUUUUCCGAAAAUGUUCUGUAGAUUUUUGCACUUUAAAACUCUAACCUGAUUUUAUAAGGAAAGCUCAAAUGUGUCUGGCGUCUCUCUCUCUCGCUCUUCUCUUUGUUGCCUUCUGAAACGUUGCUAUUUUUUACAUUGUGUGGUUUUGUCUCAUUGUACCGUCUACACCUCACCACCGCCAAGUUCAGCCUUAUAACAAGCUAAUAAUAUCUUUUAAAAUGCUAAUUUAUUAACAUGUCAGAAAGCUCCAUCAUUUUGCAGUGGGAACAUGGGGCGCCAGUGAAUGUCUUCUUUACAUGCAAAAUACUGUUUAUUCUUAUUUGUUUGUGUUCAUGCAUAUAACGUUAUUGUUUAAAAAUAUGGGGAAAAUAAGUAUCAAUGUAGCAUGAUGUUAAACAAGCUAGCAUUAUUGUACCUAAAGUUAUGCUCUUCCAAUAUUCAGAGUACAAAGUUUUCUUCAAAAGUUUGGACAUAUGUUUUACUGGUUUUCAAAAAGUGGUUGAGAUCCCAUUAUUGGAACCUACAACACUUGUCCAUGUCAAAUUUAAGUUUUACUUUUAAUUUGAAGUUUUAUUCAAGUUGAAAUUCAGAUCUUCAAAAUAAUUGUGUUUAGGCCUUCUUCAUAGGAUUAGGCCAAAGUUACUGGUUUAGUACUGGUUCAGUUCUGGGAUGGUCCUGGUUUAGUCCUGGUUUGGUCCUGGUUUAGUCCUUGCCUAGUCCUGGUUUAAUCCUAGUUCAAUCCUUUGUGGUCCAGUUCUAGCUUUUGCUUAUUCUUAGUUUGUUAUAAUAUUGAUUUCAAACAUCACAAUCAUUUUCAAUUUUAUUGUUGAUUUUUACCAUAUUGUGAAAAGUUUGGGUAUUUUUGAUCUUUAAAAACUGAGUAAUUGUGUCCAAACUUUUGACUGAGGUCUUCAAAUUUGCCAGACCUUACUACUAAAAAACAUUGUCAAGCUGCAAUGAUGUCAAAUUACAACUACUCCUGUUCUCUGAGUACAGUUUAAUUUUAUUUGUAGCAUUUUAGGGUUGUAAUAAAAGAAGAAAAACACUUUUAAUGAUUGGAAAAGGAACUGCUUUGCUUUUAAAUACUUGGUUACAUUUUGAGUUUGUUCCUUUAUUACUCCAUGCUGCGUUUUGAAAGUUUGAUGACAAAAGCAGUGUUCAGCUUGUGUUGAAUUGUCGAAGCAUCUGCAGAUCUGUCCCGUAAAGGUGCAUUGUGUAAUUUUUCUGGUGGAGGGUCCGUCAAACACUUUUCUUCAUGGAUGUUAUUGUUUUGUCUGGAAUUUUUCACAGUAUGGCAUUAAACCUUUUUAUCAUCAUGGAGACCAAAUCAGGUCAAGUUACAGGUCAGAUCUGUGGAGAGGUGACCCCACUCACUGUCAGAAUGCCUUUUAAAAACCAUCUGUAACUGAAUAAAUGUAAGGUAAAGCUGUUUAAUGUCAUAGUUUGGAACAUUCCAGGAAGAGCAAUGACAGCUAUAGAAAGAAGCAGGUGACCGACUCCCUUCACCAGAAAAGUUACACAAUGCACCUUUAAUGAUCAUGAUAAUAUAAAGGUUUAGCAGCUCACUCUUGUUUCUGCAGCACGAACACACUGUAAACAGGAAAAUGCAAUAUACCUGAGGGUUGUUUUUAGGUUAUUUUGUAAAUAAAGGCUUCAAACUUUUCUACCAUCA